Molecule: messenger RNA, 2359 nt
Organism: Symbiodinium pilosum
Lineage: Eukaryota; Dinophyceae; Suessiales; Symbiodiniaceae
Source: the annotation of a GenBank genome assembly
GUGGAGGACGACUUCGCCGCGUUCUUGCAGGAGGGCAACACCGAGGCAGCGUGGCGACUUCUGUCGGGCAAGGCCGAGGACGCCUUCGCCUUGGACCAGAGGAGAGCUCGACCGCGGGGCGAGCCUGGCCGGCCUGUGCUCACUGAGGGCCACGCUGCCAAACCUCCCACCGUGCAGACGCUCCGCGAGCGCAAGCUGCGCAGAGCUGCUAGGCGGCUUGCCGCCGUGCUGCAAAAGGAGCGUGCUGGGCUCUUGGACGUCGACUAUGAGAAGGGCAAGCUCGCUGGCUACGUCCGGCACAUCGCGGACGCGUACCCGGACCUUGGCGACCUCCUGCAAUACCAGGGCGAGGAGCAGCUGGCUUACUUGCAGCACGCGGCUGAGGCGGAGGAAACUAGGGCCAAUCAGGCCCGCUUGGAAGGCUGGAAGGCGAAGGUCAAGACUGACCUCCCGAAACUGUCGCGUUGGGUCAAGGCAUCCUUGGCUGAGCCAAGGCUGAGCAGGCGGCAAAGGUUUGGGGCCAACUUUGGCAUCGUACCUGACGGACUUCAGCUUCGUGACCUCCUUGCUCGCCUUCACCUCCCUCGAGCCGCUGCUCCCGAAGUUCAAGUCUCUGGCGAAGUGCUACGGGCCAGGGCAUCGGCUCGCAAGGCAGCUGGGUGUGAUGAUUGGUCUGGCAGGCUGUGGCGGGGGCUUCCAUUGGAGUUCUUUGAUUCCUUGGCGGCCAUCUGGAACCUGGUCCUGAAGGGUGCUCCUAUCCCGGCCGCCUGGCUCCAAGUCCGCGUGUGUUUGAUCCCUAAGGAGGAGGGUGGGCAGCGACCUUUGGCCAUUGCUGCACUUGCUUGGAGGUUGGGCGCUACUGCAGUGGUGCAACAGUUGGAGGGCUGGAUCACGGCCGUUUUCCCUCCGGACUUGUUUGGCGGCCUUCCCGGGCGCUGCGCUGAAGACAUCCACUUCAGGCUCACGCACGCGCUGUUUGUCCAACGGGCCGGCGGGCCUGUUGCGGGCUGCAAGGCUGAUGUCAAGAAGUGCUUCGACACCGCGGACCCCAAGCUGGCCAUCCUGUGCCUCCGCGCAUUGGGCGCCCCGGAGCCCAUGCUGGACGUCAUUGACCGGUUCUACGGGCAGCACACUCGCUGGCUUUCGGUGGAUGGCAUGUUUUCCAGAUCCCCUAUUGAGGGUGCGGCGGCUCUCUUGCAGGGCUGCCCUUUCAGCCCCCUGAAUGCCAUGAUGGCAGUUUGGCUGGCUCGGGUCCAGGCGGCCGACACCCGCUGCAACUUUGCUGUCUACCUCGAUGACCGGACCAUUUGGACGCGUCAACUACGUGGAGCAGCAAGGUCCGUGCAGAGGGCCAUCGAGGCGGGCGCUGUUGCUGAUGAGGUGGUGGGCGUCCCGCAGCAGGUCACCUUCAAGUUGCUCGGGGUCCCCUACAACGUCUACCGGCAGGCGCCCGUGGCCACCUCGGGCAUCACCAAUAGGCUGGAGGGCCGGUGCAAGCGCAUUCAGCUCUGUGGGCAGUCCUACUCGGUGCGCAGGGCCUUGCUGGCUCGGUUGGUUGUUCCGCUCUUUCGCUGGUGUGCUCCUUGGAUCCGCCAGCUCAAGAGGCUCACGGCUCGGUGGGCGGGGGCUAUUGAGAGAGCAGUUUGGGGAGGCGCCAUCCCUCGUGGCCGCUCUCGCGCUUUGGCCUGGACCACUCUUGUUGGCUUGCAGUUCUUCCCUGACUACGUCAACGCGGAGGCUACAGUCUUGCAGGAGCACCGGCGGCUCCACCUUGCUCGGCACGCCAGGGAGGCUCCGAACACUCAGGCGGCCUUCGACUACUUUGGCUGGCGGCGCACGGGGGACACUUGGCUGUGCAGGCAGGGCUCUUUCAAGGCGGGCACGCUCAGUGCCGCUUCACUUCGACGGCUUCUUCGGAGGGAUGGGGCUUUCAAGCUUUUCAAGGCCGACACUAAGGUUAAGGAGGAGGGCGGCAUCGCUGCUGACUUCGACCUCACGCACCACCAGACCUUGGCGGGCAACGUUGAGGGCUACUUUGCCAGGGUUAUGGUGGGCGGUGCGUCUGAUGCCAGGCACGUUGUCCCGGCGCACAUCGACUUCACCUCGCGGCGGUGCACUUGUGGCCGCCCUGGCCCCACAAGGACUCACCUGACUUUCGAGUGCCCUUCGACGCCUUGGUUGCUGGAGAUGCGCACUGCCCUUGAACGGCGGCUCCUGCUUCCUCUUUGCCCUCGGCUUCCUUGCUGGGAGACUGCAGAUUACGACCCUGGCAUCGCGGAGGUGGCUGACUACCUUGGCGCUUUGGACGAGAAUCAGGCGCACUACUGCGCUACAGAUGGCGGGUGCCUGCUGGCCCGGG